CCUAGUUAUCUUGACAGCCGCUGCAACCCAAUGCCAGCCACGGUCACUGCGCGCCCCAACAACAUUGUGAAACAACGACGACUUUGGCCGUUCAUCCGUUGUGCUCUACUCUGGUACGACAGAAGCCACACUCAUCAGCUCUGUUGCGCCUGUUGACACCUUUUGUUUCCCAUCAGGACUGACAACCAAACACAGGCGUCCUGGUUAAAAGACGGCUGUGAUUUGCAAAGGAAGAGGCUUGUCGUUGUAGUUACUUGAUUUUCCGUCCGGUUUGGUAUCUUCUUCUUUCUCGUUCGGAGUGGAUCGAACAGGGGAAGCUGUGCUGUUAUUAUUAUAUUAUUUUGCUUGUACAGGCGGCUUGUGACUUUCGAGAGAGCCAUUGAACAAAAGAAUCCAUUGACAUACCCUGCUCAGAGAGUCUUUUCGCUUGGUUGAAGACGAAGAACCGAUUUUGCCAUUGAUAUCUACCUGUUAAGUUGCAUAUAUUACCCAACGAUACAAUGGGAGAUGAAGACCGCUACACGGCCAUGGUGGAGUUCCUCGGAACUUUUCCCACCUUAUCUGGCUCCCCUCCUGCUGAAAUGUCUGAUUUAAGCGAUGGUGUAGCUUUAUUUGAGGCUCUUUCAGAGAUUGCGCCUGACCACUUUGACCCCACGACCAUUGCCCGUCAUUUGGGUGACAAUUGGGCUCUCAAAUCCUCCAAUCUUCGAAAAUUAUUGCGCAAUUUGGAGAACUACUUCCAAGAGGAUCUCAAGAAGGAUGCGGCUGAAUCCUUUUCUGCUUUGAAUGUCAGUGAUAUUGCUCGUCACGCUGAACCAGGAUCUAUUUCCCUCCUUGUAGAACUGGUGGCGGCUGCUGCUGUCACAUGUCCUGAUCGUGCCGAAUAUGUAGGCCGGAUUAUGCAAAUGACACCCAACAGCCAAAUGCAAAUGAAGGGAAUCAUUGAAUCAUCCAUGACCCGCCUGUCGGACUACGAGCCCAGUGAAGAUGGCGAGAUGGACGAUUCUGAAAACGUUGGAGACGAUGAAAACGAACUAGUAUUUGGACAGGACGAGGACGAGGAUGUACAGGAAGAUGGAGGGAUGAUGUUGGGGGACGGCGGAAGCAAGCAUCUCUUUGUUUCAGGGCACAACCGUAGUACCCCCACAGCCAGUGCGGUGGAUAUUGCUGAAAAGGAACACCUAGAAAAGAAACUUGCCGAUGCUCGUCGUGAGAUGACGCAACAGAAGGCUCAAGCAGAUCUCUUGACUGAAGAACAUGAGAAGGCUCAGAAAAAGCUAAAAGCAUUGGUCGAGGAUUUGCAGGAUCGGUUGGUCAAGCGACAAGACGAGUUGAUUGACACCGAAGAAGAAUUGAGGACCGCCACCUCGGAGCUCAGUGAUCUCAAAUCCAAAUUGAUAGAAUUGGAGGAACAAAAAGCUCAACUGGCGGAUGAAUUGGAUGUCGCGAGUUCUCGGGUGGAACAGUUGCGGAAAACUGAGGCAACCGUGAUGGCAUACCGAAAGAAACUUGAGAGUGUUGGUGCCAUGAAUCAGCAAAUGACGGAUUUGGAGGAUCAAGCAGCCAACUAUCUACGUCAAAUUAUGGAUCUUGAAUCCGAAGUGAAAAAGUCUGCUACGCUUCAAAAAGGAAUUGAUGAGCUGAACAAGAAGGUCGAUGCUCUCGAAAAGGAGAAAGCCGAAUCCAGUGAUUCUGUCAAGAACACCAUGACCGAGAUUGCUGACUUAAAGAGCAAGCUUAGUGCCGCCGAGACGGCAAAGAAAAUGUAUGAAAGUGAGCUCACGGAAUUGAGAGCCCAACAAAACAACAUGCCCGCAGAUGACCUCGGCGAUGGAUUCGGAGAUGCUGGUAUGAUGGACGCAGAGAGCGCCACGCAAAACAAGGAGAAAUUUAUGCGCUUGCAAAUUGAGAAUAAGACUUUGAAGGAAGAGCUUGAAAAGCUCAAGGCGGGAGGAGCCGUUUCGACUGCUGCUGCAGUCGCCAGUGGAGAUGCCGGUGCUUUGCAGCAAGAGAUCGAACGACUGAAGGAGGAGCUUGUGAAGAAGGAAAAGGAAAAUGCCAAAAUUGGAAGCGACAAAGACAAGCUCGAGACGUACACGAAACGAACGCUGGCAAAGUUCCAAGACAAGUACUUGGUGGCACUCCAGGAGUGCAAGGCAAAACUGAGAGAAAAGCAAGAUAAGAUUGAAGCCCUCGAAAACAGAAGCGCUUCCGAGAAGACCGCCCAAAAGCGAGAAGAGCGCCUGCUCUCGUCAACAAUUUACGAGCUUGGUCUUGCUAUCAUGCAGAAUCGCUUGAAGGAGAGGUAAAUUGUAGGCUCCGAAUUGUAAACAAGAAGAAAUAAUAGAAAGGAUCGCAUUAUUUUUGGCGUGU
Molecule: messenger RNA, 2373 nt
Organism: Seminavis robusta
Lineage: Eukaryota; Bacillariophyta; Bacillariophyceae; Naviculales; Naviculaceae
Source: the annotation of a GenBank genome assembly